Molecule: messenger RNA, 3309 nt
Organism: Diprion similis
Lineage: Eukaryota; Metazoa; Arthropoda; Insecta; Hymenoptera; Diprionidae
Exons: 2
Coding region: 588-3212 (874 amino acids)
Source: RefSeq, a predicted model, not a curated record
AAUUUUGUUAUGCCGGCAUCGACGCGUCGACUCGGGGCGCUAAACUUGCUACUUUUAGUUCAUUACGCACCGCCAUCAAGGUGUGUGUAGCCUUCGCUCGCUAAACACGAGGAUCCGCUUUCAGUUAUCAACUGCACUUGGACGGUUUUGCACCCAGCUGCAAAGAGGAGCGUCUGCCACUCACUCACUCAGAUGGGCCUUCAAGUCGGCUGCAAAGUGAUUUCACGAAUUUUGUGUGUAUAUUGAGUGUAAAUUAAAGUGGAUCUUCUUUAUUUAUUUAUUUUGUUUUUUAUGAGUUCAACUAGAUUUCCGAGUUCUGUUGUUAAUACAGUCUUAUCAAUGGCUGGGAGACCUCUACAACUUCGUGGUAUCGUCUGGUAUAAUAAAACGCUUAUCAUAUAUGUAUAAGUGUAGAAAAUGCAGAAGUGGGUAUUUCUCAAAUUCAUUAUCUGCUGAAGUUAUGUGUCACGUGACAGCAGUUGGAAAAUUUUGUUUGUGUUAUUGUUGAAGGUGCCUCUGACUCGUUGAAAAAAUUAAUAGCAAUAACAAUAAUUUUUACCUCGAGCAAAGAAAGGAAUACCUUAACGAUGUCGUGUCGAAAGAAAAUCGACUCCAAACAGUGGGUCAGCUAUACGCAGAUGAUGGAGAGCGAGGUGCGGUCCCUGAAGCAGGAAUUGGAGAGGACUCGCGAAGCUUUAAAGCUCGCGACGAAACGGUGCCGGGAUCUGGUACGCGAGCUGGAUCACCAAACGGAGGGCCAAGAAGCUGAGAGAUCAUUGCGGGACCAACAACUCGCCCGAAUACUUCGGGCUCUUUUGGUGGUGGAGGGUCGCCUGAAGCAGGAGCAGAAAUCGAUCCGACAGCUGCUCUGCGAGAAGGACAACGUGAUCCGUAAUCAGCAGUUGGAGAUAGCGAAGCUGAGGAGAUACACGAAGAACUACAUAAAGUGCAAGAGGGACAACACGGUGUGCAAAGAUGUCCUCGACAGGGACGAGUCGUCGGAAAUUAUGUCGAACGAUCGUCACAGCAUAUCGAGCAAGAGCGACGGCAGUAGAUUCGACAGCUGCCUCAGCAAGGACAUCAGGACCCUCAAGUGCGAGAUAAUAACGAAACUGAACGAGGACUCGGACCAAGAUCACGGACUGAGAAAGGCCCACAGCUUCGCGGAGAGCGACGUAUCCAAGACGAGCAUUACGUCGAGCGAGAUAACCGACGUAUCGAUGACGACGACGGACAGCAGUCCGUCGAUAUUGAGUACAGAGGGAUUCUGCGAGGGAGAAAGUACAGACGUGUCGCCGAGCUCAACACUCAACAAGUCCACCAGGUGCAACCCCAUCGUCAUUGCUGAUGACAUUUUGUUCAGCGACAACGAGGUCAGCGUCGACGACGGACUGGAUAUACCGAAGCGGAAUAUUGGGGUUAUCAGGGAAAAGCUCCUGACGGAAUCCGGGAUGUCGGAGUUCAAAGGGAACGGCGUUACCAGGACAGACAGCAAGGAUGACGGCAUGGACUGCCAUUUUAUAUCCGACGAGGAACCCGUAUACGAGAACACUCCCUACCUAGACAAAGAACUGAACAAAUCGACUGAACUCACAAGAAAUAACAUUAACAACAGAUCCGAUCACGUCGAGGCUGUGCAGCCGAUGGAGCCGAGCCUUGAGGAGAACAGUGGCAACUGGUACAGCGAUCCGGACGAGGAUAAAGCCAGUGAGGAAGUGUUUCGACACCGCGCUUAUCAGCCAAAUAGCAAACACAACUCGGUCUUGGAAUGCGUUAAUCAAAUUCUACUUAGAGACAUGGAGGAAGAGGAGAACGUCCUCUCGGUACCAAGGAGGUUCAAACACCGUGGAAGAAUCGUUCGCUUUCAGCCUGCAAGGCUAUCCGACAUAGAAUCCGUCGGGUCUGAGAUGGAGAGGAGAAGUUCCGAGGAUCAUGUUCUUGACAGAGAGAGUUUGCAAGUGGAGGAACGCAACGGGAUUAACUCGUUAGGAAUCGCGUCCCCGGCUUCGGAGAAAGAUUUCCGAGCUAGGAGCGUGCAGCCGAUCGAUGAGUCGGCCAGGGAAACGAUGGCGGAAGUUCUUGGUCCUUCAAACGUAGAUUUUGAGGGAUCUAAAGCGAUACCGUUAGUGAUCAUAGAGCCAAAAGUCGACCCCGAAGCAUCGGGCGACGCGGGGAUCGCGAGUCCUCAGAAGCUUAAGACUUGUGCAGAUUUGAUGAAGUCUUCGUUGAUUCACACUUCGAGUCCACCGUUGAAGAUGGAACGCAUGGAGGAGAAGACUUGCUUGCAAAUGUGCUCCAAAGGACUGACAAUCGCUAAGAAUUUAGAUUACGAGGAAAUAGAGUCACUGUCGGAGACUAGCUCUGGACUUAAAACUCCGCCAACAUUGCCGCCAAAGCCACAGUACAAAAACAAUACUUUAAUAUUGAAGAAGAUACCGAGUCCUUCGUUCUUGAUUAAUGAAACGCACAAGAAGCAGGGAGGAGGCGACAAGACGCCCGAGCAAGACAAGAAACUCUUCAAUUUCUCUGUUACUCCGAAGGUGGAAACCGUUCGCAGUCUUUCCUACGACGAGAAGAGCUCCAAAUCUUCGAGAUUGAACAACGACGAAUUGCAGAACGGAUUUUACCACAAAAACAAAUUCAACAGUCUACGAUCCUCCUUUCAGUCGAAACAGAAUCUGAACAAUGCUUACGACGGAGUUGGAAGAAUGCCGAAGGUAACCAACAUUGUUCGACACUUCGAGGAGUUCAAAAUCGGCGAAGCUGAAGAUCGAACUCUGGUCAAGGAUAAAGAUAAAGAUAAAGACAAAGAGAAAUCACGCUUGGACUACGAUCAGGACGACAUUAGACAAAAUUUUGAGGAGUUCAACCUCGACGAUUGCGAUCUCUUCGAUGACCCCGAUCGGCCCGAGGCUGACGGCUCGGAACGGCUCAACGAUUUGAUUCUCGCCACACAAAUCGAAAACACUACAAAGGGAAAAGAGACCAACACAAAUGGCGGCUACGAUCACUUCCUUGAGGCCACUGGGCUCAGUACUAAAUCCAUCCUCACUCCUUCCCGAUUGCUAAGCAAUCACAAGAGCAUGCUCAAGCCGAAAGACGUGAAGUACAAGAAUAAGAUUAAAGCAACUGCCGUGAUGGAGAGGCAUGGGAUGGCUGGGAUGAGCUCCACCCACACUCACGUCAAACACUGGACCGGUCCGUUCGUCUGAGGUUCAUUUUAGUCUAAAAGACUUUCUUUUACGCAAACCUCAAGAAAAUUUCCCGUCGCAGAUGCGUUAAACUUCACGGUGCUGUCACGAGAUGUUU